UAAAGUAUCCGGUAUUUGGUGCUACAUCAAAACAAGUCCUUCUUUCCUGUGCACGUCCAUGCUUUGAACAGCUGAGGUGGUGCUUCUCUCUGACUGACAGCCGUAAAACAUUUCGUCCUCAUUUCCCACGAAUAUAGCUCAACAUGACUAAAGACGAAGUGCAGGGGGCGACGGAGGAGGAGCAGCAGGCUCAGUCAAAGAAGGGCCUGAAGAAACAGCAGAAGGAAGCGGAGAAAGCUGCAAAAAAGGCUGAGAAGCAGGCCAAGCUGGCUGCCGACCAGCAGGGCCCAGAGGAAGAUGACUUUGCCAAGGACCGAUAUGGAGUGUCGCCUAUGAUCCAGUCCCAACAAAAACUGGACAGGGUGUUGGUGCGGGUCCAAGACCUUACUCCUGAGAAAGCUGACCAGCUGAUCUGGCUGCGUGCCCGAGUCCACACCAGCAGAGCCAAAGGAAAGCAAUGCUUCUUGGUCCUGCGUCAGCAGCAGUUCAACGUGCAGGCGCUGGUCGCAGUGGGAGAUCGUGCCAGCAAGCAGAUGGUCAAGUUUGCCGCAAACAUCACCAAGGAGAGCAUCGUAGACGUGGAGGCGUCGGUGAGGAAAGUGGAACAGAAGAUCGAGAGCUGUUCCCAGCAGGACGUGGAGCUGCACAUCGAGAGGAUUUUUGUCAUCAGCCAGUCAGAGGCUCGUCUCCCUUUGCAACUGGAGGAUGCCGUCAGGCCUGAUGGAGAGGGGGAAGAGGAAGGCCGAGCCACAGUCAACCAGGACACAAAGCUGGACAACAGGGUGAUUGAUCUCAGGACCACCACCAGCCAGGCCAUCUUCCGCCUGCAGUCGGGAGUGUGCCAGCUCUUCCGAGACACCCUCACCAAUAAGGGCUUUGUGGAGAUCCAGACCCCUAAAAUCAUAUCAGCUGCCAGCGAAGGCGGAGCCAAUGUCUUCACUGUGUCUUACUUCAAGACCAGCGCCUACCUGGCCCAGUCCCCCCAGCUCUACAAGCAGAUGUGCAUCUGUGCUGACUUUGACAAGGUCUUCUGUGUGGGUCCAGUUUUCAGGGCGGAGGACUCCAACACCCACCGUCACUUGACCGAGUUUGUGGGUCUGGAUAUCGAGAUGGCCUUCAGCUAUCAUUACCAUGAAGUGAUUGACUCCAUCACUGACACCAUGGUGCAGAUUUUCAAGGGCCUGAGGGACAACUUCCAGACAGAGAUCCAGACGGUGAACAAGCAGUACCCCAGUGAGCCAUUCAAAUUCCUGGAGCCGACUCUGAGACUGGAGUACACCGAGGCCUUGGCCAUGCUGCACGAGGCCGGUGUGGAGAUGGGAGACGAAGAAGACCUCAGUACGCCCAAUGAAAAGCUGCUUGGCCGUCUUGUCAAGGAAAAGUAUGAUACUGACUUCUAUGUGCUGGAUAAAUACCCACUGGCUGUGAGACCCUUCUACACCAUGCCUGAUCCCAGCAACCCUAAAUACUCCAACUCCUACGACAUGUUCAUGAGGGGAGAGGAGAUCCUGUCUGGAGCUCAGAGAGUCCACGAUGCUCAGAUGCUGACUGAGAGGGCCACCCAUCACCAGAUCAAUCUGGAGAAGAUCAAGUCUUACAUCGACUCCUUCCGUUAUGGGGCUCCCCCACAUGGAGGCGGAGGCAUUGGCCUGGAGAGAGUCUGCAUGCUGUACCUGGGCCUGCACAACGUGCGUCAGACCUCCAUGUUCCCACGUGACCCUAAACGCCUCACGCCUUGAAGAGUCAACCACAAAGCAGAUGCUGGUGAUGAGAAACAAUACUAAUCCACAAUCCACAUAGAGGGAGAGUAUAGGAGCCAGUACCACCCUAUGACUCUAAUGUGCCACUUUGAUUAACCAAUAAGAUGUGACAAUUAAGCAUUUGCAACAGAGGGGUGUAGUUUAUUGAUUGGUGUAUGGGGCUCUCUUACAACAACAAACAACAUAUAAAAAGGAUAAAGAAGUUGGCUAGUGAUUUAAGGAACUUCCUGUAGAGAUGCACGCACUUAAUCCAUCUUUUGAUCAAGUUUGUGUUUGUCUUUUUCUAUGGAGCUAUGUGAAAAAGUAAUUUUAACUCAGAAGAGUCCCUCCUACUACCAGCACAGAUUAAGGACUAAUGAUUGUGGUCUCCAGCAGUAUUCCUGUAACUACAGGUGUUUUGUAUGUCAUAACUAAACACACAAUAAUAAUUAAAAAAACUUCACAAAUA
This is a messenger RNA of Eleginops maclovinus (Patagonian blennie), 2208 nucleotides long. It is a transcript of the gene dars1, whose product is annotated as aspartyl-tRNA synthetase 1. Gene Ontology annotation, cellular component: cytosol; aminoacyl-tRNA synthetase multienzyme complex; cytoplasm. Bases 144 to 1739 code for a protein of 531 amino acids. The record is from RefSeq and is a predicted model, not a curated record. Gene Ontology annotation, biological process: aspartyl-tRNA aminoacylation. Gene Ontology annotation, molecular function: RNA binding; aspartate-tRNA ligase activity; ATP binding. The transcript has 18 exons. NCBI's taxonomy places the organism in Eukaryota, Metazoa, Chordata, Actinopteri, Perciformes, Eleginopidae.